Messenger RNA from Symbiodinium pilosum, 582 nucleotides. NCBI's taxonomy places the organism in Eukaryota, Dinophyceae, Suessiales, Symbiodiniaceae. The record is from the annotation of a GenBank genome assembly.
AUGCUCCCGGCACGCUCGCUUUAUGACUCCGGUUACAAGGGUCAGAACUUCGGGCCCUCUGGCGAAGACUGCCCCCAAGCACGUCCAGAGAUGCUGGAGCGAGCAAAGGAGGAAGCCAAGAUGGCGGAGGAGCAAGGCAAGCGCGCUGCAAAGAGGGGCGCAAUUCCCACAGGGCCCCCAGGGCUUCCAACAGGAGUCGUAGUUGUCGAGCAGAAGUACGUGGAUUUCCUCCUUGGUCCAGGAGGCCAGUCUCUGGCUGCUAUCAACCACGCGGCUGGUGUCAACGUGAACCUGGACCAGACGCACAAGUUCUCAGGAUACUCCAUCGCCAACAUCUAUGGUCCAGAGGACAGGGUGCGGAACGCCAAGCUGGCUAUUGACUUCAAGCUGUCCCAGUGGCUGCCACUGAACGAACGUCGAAGAACGGGUGGGGCUGUUAAUAGCCAAUCCAACCAGGUUCCCGCGCCGCUUGGCGGGAGAGAGCCGGCAGGGAGGAGUUCUGCCGGAGGCGGCGGUGCAUGGUCAGAUGUCGACCAGCCAGGUGAGGCCAAGGGCAAGCCAAUUACUGGCGGCCUUCUCUGA